AAAAUGAAUCAUAAUUAUUGCACUCACUCUUUUGUGCUCACUCACUCACGGAAAGUCUCUUUUUUUUCCCCCUUUUUUUUGUCCCUAUCUAUGUACUAGCAUUGUGCAUAGUUUCCUCAAUCUGGGUCAUUUCUUAUGUAAACUCACCAUUUUUAUCAAAGAAUAAUAGUUUGGAAGAGACAUUUUGUGGAUAAAGUUGGGUAGAAGAGCUAGGAAGAGUAAGCAUGUCAAGCGACAGUUGCAGCCACUGGUGUCAUAGUUGUAGGCAACCCGUGAAUCUCGGAAGAGAAAAUGCUGUUUGCCCCAAUUGCCUUGGUGGAUUUGUUCAAGAUCUUGAAGACAUAAUGAGUAGUAGUGCAGACAAUCAGAGCCAGAGGCCGAGAUUUAUGGAAUCGGUAGCAAACUUUUUAAGAAGACAAAUAUCAGCUACAAGUAAUAGUACUUCUGAGAGAGGGAGAUCUGAUGAACAACGAGGAAAUUUGUGGAAUCCGUUGCUGAUUUUCAGUGGUGAUACGCCUGUUGAGAUGCCUGGGGAGGAUGGAGCUUUGGAGUUCCUUAAUGAAGCUCUUGGCUUCCGACAAGAAAAUGGUGGUGAUUAUUUUGUUGGUCCAGGAGUGGAGGAAUUUUUUGAAGAAAUUAUCAAUAGAAGAAAUCUUGAGCGUGGUGCUCCUCCUCCUCCUGCCUCAAGAUGUUCAAUUGAUUCCCUGCCAACAGUCAAGAUAUCGAAAAAGGAUGUUAAAUCGGAUUCCCACUGCCCUGUUUGUAAAGAGAAAUUUUCACUGGGGACUCAGGCAAAAAAAUUGCCUUGCAAGCAUUUAUAUCACUCCGAUUGUAUCUCCCCAUGGCUACAACAGAAGAGUUCAUGUCCUGUUUGUAGAAAGGAGCUGAUACCCGAAACAUCUGGCAAUGACCAUUCUUCUCGGAGUGAAAGCAGAAGCAGCAGUAGGGAGAACAGUUCUCAGAAUCGAGAAAGACGGAGACGAUGGUGGAACUUUGGUUCAUCUCAUUCAAGACGUUCCCGUAGUUCUACUCCAGCUGCAGAAACCAGCUCACAGACCAGCCAUCAAUACAGUAAUUACUCCGAGUACUCUAACUGGCCCUUUGAAUAACAAGGUUUUUCUAAAUGGUACCUGUUUUCAUUUUCAAAUUCUUUGUGAUCAUAAUGUUCUACCUCUGGUGGACCUAGACGGUUUCUCAUGGUAGAGAAAAAUGCCUUAUGUGUUUACUUGUUUUGAAUGUACACUUGAAGUUUUUCAUGUGUUUCUGAUGAAUAAAUUAUAUCUGGUUCUCAA
Molecule: messenger RNA, 1292 nt
Organism: Lycium barbarum (goji berry)
Lineage: Eukaryota; Viridiplantae; Streptophyta; Magnoliopsida; Solanales; Solanaceae
Product: probable E3 ubiquitin-protein ligase RHC1A
Exons: 2
Coding region: 225-1109 (294 amino acids)
Biological process (GO): protein ubiquitination
Cellular component (GO): cytoplasm
Molecular function (GO): ubiquitin protein ligase activity
Source: RefSeq, a predicted model, not a curated record